This is a messenger RNA of Fulvia fulva, 780 nucleotides long. RefSeq names its product 1-(5-phosphoribosyl)-5-[(5-phosphoribosylamino)methylideneamino] imidazole-4-carboxamide isomerase. Lineage: Eukaryota; Fungi; Ascomycota; Dothideomycetes; Mycosphaerellales; Mycosphaerellaceae. Bases 1 to 780 code for a protein of 259 amino acids. Gene Ontology annotation, cellular component: cytoplasm. The record is from RefSeq and is a predicted model, not a curated record. Gene Ontology annotation, biological process: L-histidine biosynthetic process; L-tryptophan biosynthetic process. Gene Ontology annotation, molecular function: 1-(5-phosphoribosyl)-5-[(5-phosphoribosylamino)methylideneamino]imidazole-4-carboxamide isomerase activity. The transcript has 3 exons.
AUGACACGAUUCAGGCCGUGCAUUGACUUGCAUGCGGGCUCUGUCAAGCAGAUAGUCGGCGGGACUUUGUCUACGGACAAUGCUGGAUUGAAGACUAACUACACCUCCGAGCAUCCCGCUGCCUACUUUGCCGAGCUAUAUCGGAAGAAUGAUCUCAAAGGAGGACAUGUCAUUAUGCUAGGUCCUGGCAAUAACGAAGCGGCUCAGGAAGCGAUCGCUGCUUGGCCAGGCGGUCUGCAGGUUGGUGGCGGGAUCAAAGAUUCGAAUGCGAAGGAGUGGAUUGAUGCUGGCGCUGAGAGGGUCAUCAUAACUUCUUAUCUGUUUCCUUCUGGCACUUUUUCUCUCGAACGUCUUCAGUCUGUGCUCGAUGUCUUGGAUGGCGACAUGCAGAAGCUUGUCAUCGACUUGAGCUGUCGCCGUGUCGGAGAUGGCUGGAGAGUGGCCAUGGACAGAUGGCAAACCAUCACGAACUUUGAGAUCAAUAAAGACAACAUAGCAAUGCUGGAGCCGUACUGCAGCGAGUUCCUGAUUCAUGCAGCCGAUGCCGAAGGUUUACAAGCCGGAAUCGACGAGAAACUGGUCAGCUAUUUGUCCGAGAUCUGCACUAUACCUGUGACUUAUGCAGGCGGUGGACGCAAUAUCCAGGAUCUCGAGCUGGUAGAGCGCUUGAGCAGCGGUCGAGUCGACUUGACGAUCGGCAGCGCAUUGGACAUCUUCGGCGGCAAGACCGUAACCUUCGAAGAAUGCUGCAACUGGAAUUCCCAACGCGAAGGUCGGUGA